Molecule: messenger RNA, 939 nt
Organism: Rhizoctonia solani
Lineage: Eukaryota; Fungi; Basidiomycota; Agaricomycetes; Cantharellales; Ceratobasidiaceae
Product: methyltransferase domain protein
Exons: 9
Coding region: 1-939 (312 amino acids)
Molecular function (GO): methyltransferase activity
Source: RefSeq, a predicted model, not a curated record
AUGAAUCUUACUGUUGAUGUUCCAGACGUGCAUAUUCGCCACGGACGUCAAUUUCAUCGGUCUGGGAGCAACUACGGACUUCCUAAUGACGAAAGAGAGUCUGAUCGCCUGAAUGACCAGUUUCAGGCCCUCAAGUUAAUGGUUGGAUCAAAUUAUACCGCACCUUUGCCACAGUUGAACUCAGGAGAAGGUCCGAAAGAUAUCUUGGAUGUUGCAACCGGAACUGGAAUUUGGGUAGUGGAGAUUGCCCGCGAGUUCCCUCAAGCACGCGUUGUUGGAAUUGACCUGAGUAAACCAGGACUCUCUUACCGGGAUGUACCUGGAAAUGUAUCAUUUGUUGUGGGAGACGUCACCAAACAAUUUCCUUUUGGAGACGCCUCCUUUGACGUUGUCCAAAUGAGAAUUGCCCCAAGUAUAGCUGAAAGAACUAGUGUUUACAAGGAGAUCCACCGAGUGCUACGUCCAGGGGGUGUUAUUCAGCUGGUCGAGUUGUCACCACCAGUAUCACGCAAAGGACACCGCCCUCCUUCACUUGACAAAGCCGAUCAUGCGGUAGCACGCGGUGGACAUGUUCAUAAAAAGGACCAAAACAAACCUUUGUUAGACAGGGAUGGGAGGCCCGCAUACUGGUCUAUAGCAAGUCAAAUAGCUCCGGCCAUCCGGAAUAACCCUUCGAUGUGGACCAGUGUACAAGAGAAGCAGGUGGCCGUUCCCAUAGGCAUUUGGGCAAACGACGAGAUAGGUCAAGAAGCCGGCAGAAUUAUGCAGCGCCAAACAGUGGAGUUAUACAAUGGAUUUCGUCCUAAUCUGAUUGACAUUGGUGGGAUGGCUGAAGAUGAGAUAGACCAGAUUAUUUCAGAGCUAGCUGAAGAUCUGAAGGAUGGCUCGAAGUGGCAACUUGAAACCCAUUAUGAUUUUGUUUGGGCUAUGAGAGUGUAG